AUGUAUGUGCCCCGGCCCUGCAAAGUUUUCAUUCGAGACUGGCAAACUAAUGUUCAAUUUUUCAGGAAUUCGACCGUGUUGCCCUCGGCCACCUACUGGGGCCAGUAUGAGGAAAUCACCAAAUACAACGCCGACCUCAACGUUGCCGAGAGGAUGUGGGCAGCUUGGUACGCAUGGAUGCAAAAUGACGUCCUUGCCACCGGUAUCAUGUCCUUUGUGAUGCACGAGUUGGUCUACUUCGGUCGCUCCCUGCCAUGGAUCUUCAUCGACAGUCUGGGCUUCUUUAAGGGGUACAAGAUCCAGAGCAGCAAAAUUCCCUCCCUGCGCGAGCAGUGGGACUGCGCGAAAUUCGUGCUGCUCAGUCACUUCACUGUUGAACUGCCUCAGAUCUGGCUCUUCCACCCAAUGGCUCAAUUCUGUGGUCUACAAACUUCGAUCCCCUUUCCCUCUCCUUGGACCAUGGCCUACCAGAUUGCAAUUUUUUUCGUCAUGGAAGACACUUGGCACUACUUCUCUCACCGGGCUCUCCACUGGGGGCCACUCUACAAGGCCAUUCACAAGAUUCACCACCAAUACUCGGCACCCUUUGGUCUCGCCGCAGAAUACGCCUCGCCGAUCGAAGUGAUGAUCCUUGGGUUUGGUACCGUUGGUUGCCCCAUCCUCUGGUGUGCCUUCACCGGUGACCUCCAUAUCCUCACGAUGUAUAUCUGGAUCGUGCUCCGUCUGUUCCAGGCCAUUGAUGCCCACAGCGGCUAUGAGUUCCCUUGGAGUCUGCACCAUUUCUUGCCCUUCUGGGCUGGUGCCGACCACCAUGACCUACACCAUGAGAAGUUUAUUGGAAACUACUCCAGCAGCUUCCGCUGGUGGGACUACCUUCUGGACACCGAGUAUACUCCGGAUGCUUUGAAGCGUCGGAGGGAAAACAAGGCUGGUGCAAAGAAGGCUCAAUGA
Penicillium argentinense is the source of this 951-nucleotide messenger RNA. RefSeq names its product sterol desaturase family protein. Gene Ontology annotation, molecular function: iron ion binding; C-4 methylsterol oxidase activity. The transcript is spliced from 3 exons. Gene Ontology annotation, biological process: ergosterol biosynthetic process. Bases 1 to 951 code for a protein of 316 amino acids. NCBI's taxonomy places the organism in Eukaryota, Fungi, Ascomycota, Eurotiomycetes, Eurotiales, Aspergillaceae. The record is from RefSeq and is a predicted model, not a curated record.